GACGCUCUCCGUCUCAUCGACCACCUCCGCCUUCGCGGCUUCCAUCCGGACUCCAUCAAUCUAUCCAGCAUCAUCCAUGGCCUGUGCGCCGUCGGCCGCUCCGACGAGGCUCACCGCCGCCUCCUCUUCUCCUUCACAUCCGGUAUUGUUCCCGAUGAUCGCACGGCCAACGUUCUCCUCGCUCGUCUUCUGGACGCCUGCACACCUCGCCUUACCCUCUCCGUUCUCUGUCAACUGCUUCUCGCUAAGCCCGCUUUCGUUCCUUCUCUUACCAAUUACAACCGCCUCAUCGACCAGUUUUGUUCUCUUUUAGAUCCCUUCGAAGCCCAUAGUCUCGUUCUUGACAUGAUUGCUCGUGGCCGCUACCCUAGUACGGUGACAUACACUGCCCUUAUUGAUGGAUUUGGUCGGGUUGGUCUUUUGGAUGAUGCACGGAGGGUGUUUGAUGAAAUGUUGCAGAGAAAGAUUCAGCCAAAUUCACUUACUUACAGUGUUUUCAUCAGGUGGUUGAUGAGAAAGAAGAGAGUGCAGGAAGGAAAGGAGAUGAUGGAAAGGCUGUGGAUAAGAAUGCAACAAGAGGACGACGGAGCGGUCCAUAGUGCUGCUUUUGCGAAUCUGAUUGAUUCCUUAUGUUUGGAAGGGUUUUUCCACGAGGUGUUUAGGAUAGCAGAGGAGAUGCCACAGAAGAAGUGGGUUUGUGAGGAAUUUGCUUAUGGGCAAAUGGUGGAUUCUUUAUGCAAGUUUGGGAAGCAUCAUGGGGCUUCAAGGAUUAUCUACAUAAUGAGGAAGAGGGGUUUCAUUCCUAGUAUGGUUUCAUAUAACAGUAUUGUUCAUGGCUUGAGCAACCAAAGGGGUUGCAUGAGGGCUUACCAGCUUUUCAGAGAAGGGAUUGAAUUUGGUUAUUCUCCCUCAGAGCCAACUUAUAAAGUGCUUGUUGAGGCUCUAUGCCAGGAGAAAGAUCUCCUCAAGGCUAACAAUGUUGCAGAGUUUAUGUUAGAGAUCAAAGGGGCUGAUAAAAUUCGAAUAUACAAUAUAUUUCUGAGUGCACUUCGCCUUGCAGAUAAUCCAAGUGAACAGCUGAAUGUUCUGGUAUCAAUGCUUCAGAAACAAUGCCAUCCUGAUGUUGUUACACUCAACACUGUCAUCCAUGGUUUCUGCAAGAUUGGUAGGGUUGAUGAAGCUAUGAAGAUAUUGGGUGAUAUGAUGGAGGGGAAAUUCUGCUCUCCUGAUGUUGUGAGCUUCACUACUGCUAUUACUGGCCUUAUUGAUGUUGGUAGGUUUGAAGAAGCAUUGCAUUUUAUGCACAAAGUAAUGCCUGAGCACCAUUGUACUCCUAAUAUAGUGACAUAUAACACAGUUCUCCGUGGAUUGUUUAAACUUGGAAAGGUGGAGAAAUCAAUGGAGAUUUUCCAUGAAAUGGUGGGCAAGGGGUUACAAGCUGAUUGUAUGACUUAUACUGUAAUUAUUGAAGGACUUUGUCAAGCUGGUCAGCUUGAGCAGGCAAAGAAGUUUUGGGAUGAAACAGUUUGGCCUUCGAAUGUGCACGAUGACUAUGUUUAUGCUGCGAUAAUGAGAGGUUUGUGCAAGUUGGGCAAGCUAGACGUGGCUUGUGAUUUCUUGUAUGAGUUGGUGGACUGUGGGGUUUCUCCAGGGACUGUGAAUUAUAAUAUUUUAAUUGACAGUGCUUGCAAGCAGGGAAUGAAAAAACUGGCUUAUCAGAUUGUGGGUGAGAUGAGGAAGAAUGGAUUGAAACUGGAUUCGGUAACUUGGAGGAUUUUAAACAAGCUACAUGAGAGGGAAAGCACAAUUAUUCCUAAUACCUAUCAAGAAAUGAGUGGAACUGGGAAGGAAGGAUCUUCAAUGUCAUUGGGGCUUAUAAUUGAUGAAAAGAAAGAAUGCAUCAACGAGAAUGAUGGAGAGCAUGGCGAACAAUUAGUAGGUCUUGUGGAUUAUUCCUUAACUUCUAAAUUCAUUCAAGUUGAUGAGAUUGAUGAAGUUUGCUCAUCUCCGGUGGAAACUAGUCUGCAUGGCUCUAUCAAUGAGAUUAAGAUGAUAGGGAAAAGGCAAAAAGAACCAUUGUCAAAGCUUGCGAGGAGGGUGUUUGGACUACUAUAAAUUGAUCACUAAGCGAAUUGAGAAGUAUUAGCUACCAAUGUUUUGAAAGCUCUGCUCCUUCAAUGCUUUCAAUGUCCUAAAAGAUUAAGGAGAAUGCUUCAAGAUGGGAUCAAUCAUGAAUGUAGCAGUUUGUAUUAUUCAAAACAUGGCAAAUUAAACCAAAGAAAAAAAAAAGAAAUAAAAAUAGCUGGAAAUUAGCUAGUGCUGUGGAAUCCUUCUAUGAACAUUCAAACAUCAUACAGCUAUGUUCCUUGUGUUUUUGUGGUCGCGCCUAUUGUGGGGCUACAAGAAGGCACACAUUGCCUUUGGAGUUUUUGAUCCCAUUUAUCCAAGCACAUAACUCUAGGGCUCCUACCCGCUAUGAUGAUGUUUGAGUUUGAAGCCGGUCGCUAAUGCCGUGACAGAAAAAACUGCCUCUUUGUUCGUUGGAUCUGGAUUGCAGUUUAGUGAUGGAAAGCUUGAGGAAGCUCUGGUUGCAGAAUCAAGAACAGGUUUCACAUGGUAUCAGAGCAUUUCUCCUGAGAGAUUUAUCAAGGUUUUUUCCUCAUCUUCUUGCAAGCCUCUUUCCUCCUCUUCCUUCAGAUUCCUGCGUGAGCUUGUAAAGAUUAUCAUCAAAUUCAGUUUCUUCUUCUUUUUCGGCCUUCAAACAACAUGGAUUGGUCUUCUCAAACCAGUUUUCCAACCCAAAUGCUCAGCAAUCAUCCUAUCUCUCCCUUUCUGAAAUUUCUACCCAGAAAUAUCAAAUCCAUGGCAUCAACUCAGCUCACAGAUUUGGAGUGCGCAAGUGGUGAAACUCUUUCAAGCCAACGGUUUUGAAUCAUUCCUAAAUGUAGAUGCAGUUUGUCCUUCACAAUGCCAUCAGUAAUCAAGAUUAUAUUCUUUGGAAGUAGACUGAUGAAAAUCUCUCUUCAGCCUUGUAGACAACUAUUUCACACAGCAUUCUGUGCUACAUCUUGAUGCUACGGCAGACAUGAAAAACUCUGCUAAGAAGGCUGCAGUCCUCAAAUCGAUCGCUUGUGAUACAACUCAAGACUGAGUUGCAUCAUAUCUCCAUGGGGAGUCACUCGAUGACUCAAUAUCUCACUUAGAUUAAGAAGGUUGUGGAUCAAAUUACUGCAGCUGGAUCUAAAGUUGACACUGAAGGCAUUAUCUUUUAUGCACUUAAUGGCAUACUAUCCACUUAUAACUCUUUUUAGAUUGCUAUCUGAACCAGCCUUUUAUCGAUUCAAUUGGAUGAUCUAUAUUCACUUCUAUGUAGCGAGAAGUGAAUGUUUAAGCAGAAUUAGCAAAAGAGCAAUCAACGGCCCAACUUGCAUUGAUCUUCAGUAAAACCUAUACAAAUCAAUCCAAUCAAAGGUUCAAAGGAAGACGGCCCUUCAAGAAAUUCAAAAGAAAUGAUUCAAUUAGCUCAAAUCAGAACAAUGAAACUACAAACAGGCCUCACAAUCAAUGUCAGAUAUGUGAUAAAUACGGGCAUUCAGCCAAAAAUGUGUUCGAAUCGCACAAACUUAGACUGCAAUCCUACAACUGCCAGAAACAAUUCUUCAAAAGCCUUCAUAGCAACCGAUGACAACAACUCAAAUGACUGGAUUUUGGAAGGUGGAGCUUCUUCUCACAUGACUAAUCAUUUUACCAAUGUUCAAAAUUCUCAAACCUAUACUGGUAAUGAGCAGAUUACUGUUGGAAAUGCUGAGAAAAUUCCUAUAACUUAUACAGGUAAAGGAAUUCUUCCUACUCCAAAGUGUAAGCUUUAACUUUCUCGUUUGUUACAUACACCCAAUUCAGCAUUCAAUUUACUAUCGGUACAAAAGUUGGCUAAAGAUAAUGAUUGCAUAAUAUCAUUUCAUUCAGCCGGUUAUUAGAUUCAGGAUAAGAAAACUCAUCUAAUCAUCCUUGAGGGAAGAAGCACCAAUGGUCUCUACAAAGUGCAACAAGUUACAGCACUACCGACCAUCCUUCAAUUAUCCAUAUGGCAUCAUCAAAGGCUCGGGCAUCCCAUGAAGCUGCUAUUAGAAGCGUCUCUAGUACCAAAAAGUAACUCAACAUUUACACUUCUAGUGUAAAAUGUAAUUCAUGCUUUGCUUCUAAAAGUCAUAAAAUGCCUUUUACUAGGACUACUACUCCAUCCACAUCACUUUUUCAAUUGAUUCAUAGUGAUGUUUGGGGACUUUCUCCAGUGUUAUCAAAUGCAAGUCAAAGAUAAUAUAUCAUUUUCAUAGGUGACUAUACCAAAUUUACUUGGUUGUUUACUAUGUUACACAAAAAACGAGUCACUGGUUAAAUUCAUAUAUUUUCAGAAAAUGUUGAAAAAUCAAUUUCAAACAAAUAUUAAGAUAUUUCGACCUGACAAUGGAGGAGAGUGCCUAUCUUCUAAUUUCAAAACCCAUCUUUUCAACCCUGAUGUACAACAAAAAUUGAGCUGUCCAAAUUCUCCUCAAUAAAAUGGUAUUGCUGAAAAGGAAACAUGGACACAUAGCUGAAACUAUGCACACUUUACUUUUGGAAGCAAAAUUACCACACAACUCCUGGAUAGAUGCAGCCUUAACAGCAGUUUACCUUGUAAAUAGACUGCCAUCCAGAAACACUUAAUCCUACUUGCACAUUUUUUAUUAAUCGCCUCGUAGUCCGGUCAACUAUGGCCCUUGUUGGCUCGGCUCUUAUGAUUUCGCAUGGUCGGUCAAAUGGGC
This is a messenger RNA of Phalaenopsis equestris, 4802 nucleotides long. RefSeq names its product pentatricopeptide repeat-containing protein At3g18020. The annotation marks the transcript as partial. Gene Ontology annotation, molecular function: protein binding. The transcript has 4 exons. Lineage: Eukaryota; Viridiplantae; Streptophyta; Magnoliopsida; Asparagales; Orchidaceae. The record is from RefSeq and is a predicted model, not a curated record.